GUAUACAUGAGAGUAAAUAAAGUUAGUGAAAGGGUUAGAGACACAGUAGGCUUCAACGGAAUAAAUAAUCGAAGAUGUCGCGCACAACAGUAGACGAAAGGUUUUCCUCGCUUCGCAUGACAUCAUGCUUCAGAGCAGAGAGGGCAGGGCGGCAGACAGAGAGCGAGGGGGAGGAGAGACGCCGCGCAGGCGCAGAUCGGCAUUAAAAACUAACAGCAGCGCUCACUGAGGGAGAGGAAGAGAGAGCAGGUUGGAACGGAUUAAAGGCGUCGCGUGUCAGUGUCCCAUCCAACAUCAUCAGCACCACAAAACCCGGACCGCUGGGAAAGAGCAUUUUAAUUAACAGACCCGUUUAGAAAUUCACCCCCCCCCCUCCUUUAAACAUGUCUGUGGGUAGUGACUUUGGGAACCCUUUAAGAAAAUUCAAACUGGUCUUUCUGGGGGAGCAAAGUGUUGGGAAGACAUCUCUGAUCACGAGGUUCAUGUAUGACAGCUUUGACAACACAUAUCAGGCCACAAUUGGAAUAGACUUCCUGUCAAAAACGAUGUACUUGGAGGACCGAACGGUGAGGUUGCAGCUGUGGGACACGGCUGGACAGGAGCGCUUCAGGAGCCUCAUUCCCUCCUACAUACGAGACUCUACUGUGGCCGUGGUGGUUUAUGAUAUUACAAAUGUGAACUCCUUCCAGCAAACGUCCAAAUGGAUCGACGACGUCAGAACAGAGAGAGGAAGUGAUGUCAUCAUCAUGCUAGUCGGCAACAAAACAGACUUGGGAGACAAGAGGCAGAUCACCAUAGAGGAAGGAGAACAGCGGGCCAAGGAGCUCAGUGUCAUGUUUAUUGAGACCAGCGCCAAGACAGGCUACAACGUCAAACAGCUGUUUCGGCGUGUGGCGUCGGCCCUUCCCGGGAUGGAGAGCAUGCAGGAGACGAGCAAGGAGGGAAUGAUUGACAUCAAGAUGGACAAACCGCAGGAGCCUCCGACCACUGAAGGCGGGUGCUCCUGUUGAUCCUGAUUGGAAGUGUUCGUCUCCACCACUUGCUUGUGUUACUUCCUAUUGGUUAGCCUCCACUUGGGUUUUCAGAUUAGAAUCUGGUCUUUUCAGUUGGAAACUAUCGUUAUACACGUAAAACACACUCUACUUUAUUAAUAAAUAAUGCCAAAAGAAAAGUCUUUAAAAUUAUUACAAUAAUCAUGAACAAAAAAUAUCCCAUAACCACAUAAAUGUAAUAUACUUGUUUUUGUAAAAGUAGAAUGGAACGUUUUCUUUUUUUUCCUUUUUGUAUUUUUGUAAUGUUAAAGAAAUAAAACAACCCAAAUUCUCCUCUUGGUUAGAGGCUCAAACGGCACCCUGUUGUUCCCUAUAUAGUGCACAAAUAAAGCCCUGGUAAGUGCACUCUGAAGGGAAUAGGGUGUCACUGUGAUGGAAGGAAAGAGAUGAAUUGGAACACGCCAUCUCUAAUGGCUAGAGAGGGCAAACUGACCAGUAACUUUUCACUGAAUAUCUAAUGCAUGCAUGCCAAUUAUUAUUAUUAUUUUAUAUAUUUAAUAUAUAUAUGUUUUUUUGUAUUUUUUUUAGGUUGGCUUAUUAAUGUGCUGUCUGCUGAUGUACACUGUUUGGAUAUGAAAAUGCUCUUAACCAACACGUGUUCACUCAUUUAUUUUUGUCUUCACAAAAUGCUGUGAUUGAAGCUGGGUUUUAAUAGUGUGUGUGUGUGUGUGUGUGUGUGUGUGUGUGUGUGUGUGUGUGUGUGUGUGUGUGUGUGUGUGUGUGUGUGUGUGUGUGUGUGUGUGUGUGUGUGUGUGUGUGUGUGUGUGUGUGUGUGUGAAUGUACGCUUUCUAUAUGAGAAACUGUAGAAUGCAACCAUCCACUGAGGGCAGCUGCCAAGCUGAGUCCUCACAGGGGACGUUCUAGCUGGUUAUCACAACUGUAGAGGGGCUUGGGUUUGCCGCGUCACUCCUCCUUGCUGCUGUUGUUGCGACUGCACUGUGUCAUACUAUCUACUAUGGUAUUGUGGUUAGGUGUUUGUCCCAAAGAGCACCCUACUCCUUAUACAGUGGACUACUUUGGACCAGGCCAAAACAGGGAAUAGAGCAGAGUGGAUAGAAGAUAGGUAGCAGAAAGCUUACCCCUCGCCUCCUAAACAGUAACUAAAAUAAAAUUAAAUAUUUUUAAACUCAUCCUUUUAUGCUUUAUAUGAAGUUCCCCUCCACUGUUUCAGUAAAAAAAAAAAAAAAGCAGCUCGUCAUUCACCACAUAAACAAGUUGUAACAGUUCCCUCGUCCUAGCCUGAGGGCCAGUCUGUUUGUGUUAUCAUGCCAACUCCCUGUCACUCAUUGUCAUGCCAAUUGACAGACAGUCAUGGAGUAAACAAGAGCACAGGGAGGAUCAGGCUAUCCUGGUAUCUGGUAACAGUUGCACGUUCCUGUCAAAUAAAUCAAGAACAAAUGACUCAUUUGCACAUGUCAACCUUUGAGGUUAUUAUGAAGUUGUUCCCAGAGGCCUCGAUUCCUGUCCGAGUAGUUCCCUUUUUAUGUACUUCUCUCUAUAUGCGUUUUUCUGACUGUAAACUUAAAGCUGCAAUAUGUACUUUUUUUUAUGCAUGACAGGACAAAAAUUAAAAAUAGAAAUGUGUAUUAUA
Molecule: messenger RNA, 2644 nt
Organism: Oncorhynchus gorbuscha (pink salmon)
Lineage: Eukaryota; Metazoa; Chordata; Actinopteri; Salmoniformes; Salmonidae
Product: ras-related protein Rab-6B
Exons: 8
Coding region: 384-1010 (208 amino acids)
Molecular function (GO): GTPase activity; GTP binding
Source: RefSeq, a predicted model, not a curated record